AUGAAAAUCAACCUUGUUAUUCUGAGUUUGAUAGCCCUCCUCUUGAUUUCUUCAACCUUAUUAGUGGAGGCUAGAAGUAGGAAUAAUGAAGAAGAGAAGAGAAGAAGCCAAAGGAGAAGCCGCAGUGGCAGCGUAGGAAGAAGUGGAAGUCGAAGAAGAAGCAGUGGGGGAAGAAGAUCAAGAGGAAGGUCUUCGUCUUCAUCGGGUACUUGUGAUCCUUUAUUUUCAUAUCUCUUUGGAAGUUGUGGACAAUGGCCUUUCCCUCGAAAUUCACCAAACAAUCCAUUUCAACAACCGGUUUCUCCUUCUCCGUCACCUCGCCGCCCAUCUCCGCCAUAUCGUCCUCCGGUAGUGCCGUCUCCUCCGCCAGUUGUUCCAUCUCCACCACCCGUCGUUCCUUCACCUCCGCCACUCGUUACACCAUCACCUCCACCAGUUGUUUCCUCUCCUCCGCCGGUCGUAACACCAUCACCACCACCUGUAGUCUCUUCUCCGCCACCAUCACCACCACCGGCCUCCCCUCCACCAGCCUCACCACCUCCUCCGUUAUUUCCAUCUCCGCCACCACCAAUACCACCACCACCUUUAGUUCCUUCUCCACCUCCACCAGUAUCUCCACCAUUCUUUGUCUUCCCACCACCACUAGUUCCUUCGCCACCUCCACCAGCAGUACCUGUCUUCCCUUGGUUCUCCCCUCCUGACCCAGACCCCACUCCCGAUUUUCCAAUAUUUUCUCCUCCCCCGGCGCCAUUGGUACCGGAUUUCCCUCCCGCAACACCUCAAACACCAGAUUUUCCACCAGAAACUCCACUUGUGCCUAUAUUUACUCCACCACAACAAGAUUUUCCCCCAUCUACACCACUUGUCCCCAUAUUUUCUCCACCAGAACAAGAUAUUCCCCCUGCUGAACCACUUGUCCCCAUAUUUUCUCCACCUCCAUUUUUCACUCUUCCACCACCCGAACAAAAUUUACCUCCAGCUACACCACUUGUCCCCAUUUUUCCGCCAGCAGAUGACCCGCCAGUGAUUCCUGAUCAACCACCAAACAGUUUUCUGCCUUCGCCAUUUAUUCCUGAUCAACCACCUAUCAAUUUUCAGCCAUCACCGGUGGUUCCUGAGCAACCACCUUACAAUUUUCUUCCUGAUCAACCACCAAGCAGUUUUCUGCCAUCACCUUUGAUUCCUGAUCAACCACCAAACAAUUUUCUGCCAUCUCCAGUGAUCCCUGAUCAACCGCCAGAAACGUUUGUACCUUCACCGUUGGUUCCGGAUGAAGCUCCACCAGUUGCAGUGAUUCCGCCAUUUGAGCUUCCGCGCCACAGCCAGACUCGACACCAUUAA
This is a messenger RNA of Capsicum annuum, 1341 nucleotides long. Its product is annotated as leucine-rich repeat extensin-like protein 3. Lineage: Eukaryota; Viridiplantae; Streptophyta; Magnoliopsida; Solanales; Solanaceae. The transcript has a single exon. The record is from RefSeq and is a predicted model, not a curated record. Bases 1 to 1341 code for a protein of 446 amino acids.